CAAAUAAUUUGAAGCAUGCUACAAGUGGCUAGGCAAUUGUCAGUUUUACUGCUUCUCACUUUGAGAGGAAGUGCACUUCCGUUACUAAGUUCCCUGAAGUGUUUGAACGAGAACGAUGGGGACGAGGACUGUUAUUCUUCUUUUGAUGAGGUUGCGCUGGAUUUGCGGGCUUUCGGCUCGUCCAUUGAGAGUUUAGCACAGAUACAGAAAGCUGGAGUACGACCCUUUGACAUCGAACAGGAUACCCCUGAACCAACUAAAAAACUUACUCUGAGAUUAUUAGAAACAGCUGUAGAACAGGAAACUAGCUUAUCAAAAAGCCCAAUAGGUUAUUUAACAAAGUACGGGUACGUUAAGGGGGUGUUGAAGGUGAUGAAGUCUUGUUCUGACUCAGAUGAUACUAUCCGCUCUGCUGAGAUACUGGCUUCUAUGAUUACAUUCCAGAGAUUUACCCAUGCAACUAACGUAGACAUCUUCAUAAAGAUGAGCCAUGCUCGAUGUUCGGUCCCUGACAUUAACUUUGACAGUGAUGGCAACCUUGAUGAACAAUCUGCAGAAAUAAUCUUAUCUGCUGUUGAAUUUGAAGGAACGGAUAAUCUUAAAGAAAGAGUGGGAGAGUUCAGGAGUUCCCAUGAGUCAAACAGAAGAAGGAAAAGGGCAGCAACUUCAAAAGGAACACUAGACCUGUCAGAUAAAACUGAGUUUACCUACAAUCUGAUAAACAAGCCAUCAGGGCAAAGCAUGCCAUUCGCUAAUGAUGGGGUUGAUAUUGCUUUUGAAUCGUGGAGCAAUGCAAUAGGGCCUGCUGUGACCUUUAUACGUACUACUAGUCAGAAACCAGAUGCUAAGUUAGAGUUCGUUGCAGAUGAACACAAUGAUUAUACUUUUGAUGGAGACGAACUUGCUCAUGCUCCCUUCCCUUCUAGCGAAUAUCAUGGCAGUGUUCACUACAGAGCAAACAGAGUUUGGGAAGUUAAUGCAGACGACAAAGUGGAUUUCAUCUACGUAACCGUUCACGAGCUGGGACAUUACCUUGGGUUGAGACACUCUAGUGUAGAUGAUUCGGUGAUGCUUUCUAUAUUGGACUCCACCACCAUACCAGAAGAUUACAACGGAGAGUUACAUGACUCAGAUAUUCUGGCUGUUAAGCUACUGUACGCUGGCCAGGGACCUUCGAACUGUCCUGAUGAUUGGCACAGAUUUGAGGGAGUAUGUUACAUUGCUCACACAGUGUCAGCAGGAAUUACCUGGGACGAUGCACAAACCGAGUGUGAAGAUAUAGGUGCAAGACUAGCAACAGUCAGGAAUGGUCCGUUAAACGUGUACAUACUCGCAACAGUUGCUAAUGGACGAUCACCUUAUUGGAUAGGGAGGAAAUCCUCUGAAGAUGGGUGGGUGAGUGGCGAGUCGUUUGACUGGUUCCCUGAGAUUAAUAAAGCUAAACAGAUGGACCCUUCCUCAACUAGGUGUCUUCGAGCUACUGCGUACAGCGGUAGCGCAAAGUGGGAGUUUGUUCAUUGCACGAACAUAAAGAAAGCUAAGACAGAGCACUACGUCUGUGAAAAGAGAGAAGAAGACUUUAAAGAGGUAACCACACCAACACCAACACCGGAGAUAGUCACCCAACCCAACACUGUGAUGCCUACAUUCGCACCUUGUCAGAACUACAUCAGGGGUGCAAUAAGACGCGGUAACUUCCUCUACAUAUUUGGUAACGCUAAAUAUUUCAAAUAUUUCUACACAAACUCCAGACCCACCCUGCAACCUGGGUACCCUAAAGACAUUGCAGACAACUUCGAGGGGAUUCCACAAUCCUUCUCAGCAGUUGUAACAAAUCCUUAUGACAGGAAAAUGAUUUACUUCAUCGAUGAUCAGGAGGUGUACGAAUGGAAAGUCAGGGGAAAGAGAAGCUCCAUAGAGGAUGGUAAAUUGAAGGAGCGCGGUAAAAAGAGCGGGGGUAAACCCAAGAAGCUGAAGAGCCUUUUUAAAACUACAAAUGUUCUCCGUGGAGCUACAGUGUUCGACAGGAACAGUAUCAUGUUGUUUGCCCGUGAAGAAGUAGGUAGGUGGUACAGAGAAACCAUUAGUAAAUCUAAGAUGACGUUCCAGUCUUACUACGACACUGUGGACAAGUGGGACUACCUGGAUAGCAUGGGGUCAUCUCCAAUAGAUGCUGUGACUCCUUCCUACUUUGAGAAGUUCAUCAUGUUCAUCAGAAAAGACGAAUAUUUCUUGGUAAGAAAGUCCGAUGGAAAGAUACCGAGGAAGUUCAUAAGGAAUUUGUCGUCUGAUUUCGAUAAGCUCGAGAUUUGCGACGUGAUUGCCCCGUUCAUAACUGAAUAUCCAGAAAACAUCGACCCCGACCUAGCUAUUUUGGAGGAGGAAUGAACAUUUCCAACUCCUGUUUGAGCAUUCAACAGACCUGAUGAAUCAUUUAUAGAGUUUUAUAAUUUAUAAUUUUUUGAAAUUGAUUUUUAAGGGGUUUAUAUUUUAUCUGUUUUGAUUUUCUAUUGCUGUGAGUCACGUUUUGCACCAAAUGAUUUUACUAUAUUUGAUCCUGUUUAUAUUUGAUUUAUAAUGGUUUACAAUUUUUAUAUUUAUUGGUUAUUGUUAAGACAGACAACACUCUAGUUUUUAUUCUGCACCAAAUUGUGUCCAUAUUUCUAGUAAGUUCUUUAUUGAAUUGAGUUGCAGAAUAAUUAUUAAAUCAUAUAAACAAACGGACAAGGUGCUAUAUAUCGGAUAUAAGUAUAACUGAGGAAAAUUAAAUGUUGGGACACUAUAUCUCAUUCUCACCAAAUGGGCGUGGAUGAUGAAUGUGAUCUGCAAACUGAUCUUCUUACAUGAUUCACAUCCUGGGACGAAACACU
Molecule: messenger RNA, 2870 nt
Organism: Bolinopsis microptera
Lineage: Eukaryota; Metazoa; Ctenophora; Tentaculata; Lobata; Bolinopsidae
Exons: 22
Coding region: 16-2388 (790 amino acids)
Biological process (GO): extracellular matrix organization; collagen catabolic process; proteolysis
Cellular component (GO): extracellular matrix
Molecular function (GO): metalloendopeptidase activity; zinc ion binding
Source: RefSeq, a predicted model, not a curated record